GCCAGUCUCUACUGUUGACCUCGCACUCGCACGACAGCACACGACCUCGGAGCAGAACUACAGCCGAGGACUUCGCCAUCAUGCCUAUGCUCGCGGAUCCCUCGAAAAAGUACAGGAAGUUCAAGCCUUUGGACCUUCCAAACCGACAAUGGCCUACGAAGACCAUCGAUAAAGUCCCGAGAUGGCUGGCGACCGACUUGCGAGACGGCAACCAGUCCCUCGUCGACCCGAUGGACGGCGACCAGAAGUUGAGGUUCUUCCAAAUGCUGGUCAAGCUGGGCUACAAAGAGAUUGAGGUCGCAUUCCCUUCCUCUGGGGCCACCGACUUCGACUUCGUCCGGAAUCUGGUUACUACACCCGGCCUCGUGCCUGACGAUGUGUGGCUGCAAGUUUUGUCGCCAUGCAGAAAAGAGUUGAUAAAACGGACGGUGGAAAGCUUGAAGGGAGCAAAGAAGGCGAUUCUACAUCUCUACCUCGCAACGAGUCCUUGCUUCCAACGAAUUGUCUUUGGUAUGAACAACGAGCAGAGCAAGGCUUUGGCGGUUGAGUGCACAAAAUUCGCACGAUCUAUCACCAAGGAUGAUCCGAACUCAGGCGUGGAAGAGUGGGCAUACGAGUUCUCGCCGGAGACCUUCUCGGACUCAGACCCAGAGUUUGUGAUCGAAGUCUGCGAGGCCGUCAAGGCUGCAUGGGAACCGAGUGUUGAGAACCCGAUCAUCUUCAAUCUGCCCGCUACAGUCGAGAUGAGCACACCGAAUGUCUACGCCGACCAGAUCGAGUACUUUUGCAGGAAUAUCACGGAGCGAGAAAAGAUCUCAGUCUCCCUUCAUCCACACAACGAUAGAGGAUGUGCCGUUGCAGCGGCAGAGCUGGCGCAGAUGGCUGGCGCAGAUCGAGUGGAAGGCACUCUUUUCGGCAAUGGCGAACGGACAGGAAACGUCGAUCUGGUCACUCUUGCUCUGAAUCUGUACACCCAAGGGAUCCAUCCAGGAGUCGACUUCUCGGAUAUCAACAGCGUGAUAGACAUUGUGGAGAAGAGCAACAAGAUUCCCGUCCAUCCUCGUGCUCCUUACGGUGGCCAGCUGGUUGUGUGUGCCUUCUCAGGAUCCCAUCAAGAUGCCAUCAAGAAAGGCUUCAAGGUCAGGGAUCAAAAUAAUGCGGGCCCAGACGAGCCCUGGUCGGUGCCAUAUCUCCCGCUCGACCCACAAGAUAUCGGCCGAACAUACGAAGCAGUCAUUCGUGUCAACAGCCAGUCCGGCAAGGGCGGUGUUGCCUGGAUCAUUCAGCGCACUCUCGAACUCGACCUACCUCGUGGUCUGCAAGUCGCUUUCUCUAAAAUUGUCCAGCGCGAGACUGAUAUGCUUGGACGCGAACUUCAAUCGAACGAGAUCAAGGAGCUCUUCGUGGACGCAUACCAUCUCAACAGAAACCCGCGCUUCUCUCUGGUCGACUACGAGAUCAGCACCGACCGGACGGUUGAGGCACCACCGGUAGCUGGCGGUAAGACGAGCUCGAAUAGGAAUCUGGGUCGUAAAUUCAAAGGAGUGAUCGAAAUCGAUGGCAAAGAGCAUCAUGUGGAGGGUGCCGGUAACGGAGCUUUGUCCGCCCUCGCAAAUGCGCUGAAGAGCUUGGGCAUCGAUCUCGAUGUUGUGGACUACAAGGAGCACUCGAUCGCUCGCCAGGCAGGCAAAGGCCGUGACACGCAAGCCGCAACGUACAUAGAAUGUACGGCUGCCGGCUCGCAGCAGAAGGUCUGGGGUGUCGGUAUCCACGAGGAUGUCGUCCAGUCCUCGUUGUUUGCUCUGCUUGGCGCUGCUUCUUCGUUCCUGUCUUCAAGACCAUCCACACCAAACCCAUACCGGCCACAGUCGCAGAGUAUUGCGCCGGAUCUCAGUCGUGAAAAGGAGGCCCUGAGUCAUACACACAAGUCGGUUCCUGAUUCGGAAAGCAGCAUUGCUGCUAACCUGGAGACGAAGGUCAAUGGUGACGCGCAGACCAAUGGUCAUUAA
This is a messenger RNA of Zymoseptoria tritici IPO323, 2009 nucleotides long. RefSeq lists its product as uncharacterized. The transcript is spliced from 3 exons. Gene Ontology annotation, molecular function: 2-isopropylmalate synthase activity. Gene Ontology annotation, biological process: L-leucine biosynthetic process. Bases 81 to 2009 code for a protein of 642 amino acids. The record is from RefSeq and is a predicted model, not a curated record. NCBI's taxonomy places the organism in Eukaryota, Fungi, Ascomycota, Dothideomycetes, Mycosphaerellales, Mycosphaerellaceae. Gene Ontology annotation, cellular component: mitochondrion.